AUGUAUAAGUGGUCGUGGUGAUGGUGGUUGCUCGCAGACAGCAACAUGCAAUAUUGGACUGCGUUCGAGACCACGAAAGACUUAAAUGCGGAACGAGUUCUUUCAGUUGUUUACAAAUUUCCGUUAAGGGUGGUCCACACUGCGUCGCGGUUGCCUUUUGUUGCCGGUUGUGGUUGAUUGUAUACAUACAUACUAUGCUCAAAUCCAGUUCUCAUUUUAUUAUGCUACAAACACAAACUCUCUGCGAGUGCAUCAACUGGAAAUCCACAAUCAGCAGCCAGAGCCAAACGCAACAUCUAAAACGGAUUCGUAUUCGUGGACUCAAACGGGCUUGAAUCCAACCAAAAAAGAGAAAAAACCAAAAAAAAAAAAAGAAGAACAAAAAAAAAACACUUUUUUUUUUUUUUUUUGUUUGGUACUCCCCACACGAAACGCUGAAACGCUGGAAACGCUGGAAACGCUGAAACGCGAAGGGAAAAAGGAAAAUCACAAUAAUAAUAAUGAAUUGCUCUAAAAAUACGCACUUUCUGUUGUUGUGGCUGUGGCGUGCAAUAUGUGUUUUGCUUUUAGCACCACCACAAUGGACUCACUGUGUUGCAGUUGCAGUUGGCGCAGUUGGCGCAGUUGGAGCCUCUGCUGGAGCUGGAGCUGGAGCUCCGCCUGGACUCCAAGGUGUGCCCACCUGGAUUUGUCUGGGUUUGAAGUCACCGUUCAUUGAGUUUGCCAAGCAGGAGGAGCAGCUGGCCAACACCAGCAUACCAUUGAACAUCACCAAGGACGAGACGGUGAGCAUGCACCAGGAGGGACUCCGCAAACUGGGCACCUUCAUCAAGCCCGUGGAUCUGCGCGACUCGGAGACUGGCUUCGUCAAGGCCGAUCUGACCAAGCGGCCGAAUAUCACGUCGCGACCCAUCCACCCCAUCCAGGAGGAGAUGGACCAGAAGCAGAUCAUCCUGCUGGACGAGGACACCGACGAGAAUGGCCUGCCGGCCAGCCUCACCGACGAGGAUCGCAAGUUCAUCGUGCCCAUGGCGCUGAAGAACUCCUCGCCGGAUCCCCGCUGGGUGGUCACCGCCCCCACGCCGUCCUCGCUGCCCCUGAAGUCCACCAGAAGCUUUGUGCCCGCCCCCAUGGCCCAACUGGAGGCGGCCGAUCCCACCUCCAACAUCGAUGACCUCAAGAAGCACAUACUCUUCCUGCACAACAUGACGCAGACCAACUCCAAUUUCGAGUCCAAGUUUGUCAAGUUUCCCAGCCUGCAGAAGGACAAGGACAAGUCCACAUCCGGCGGCUCACCCACCAAUGCGAAGCGUCCCCAAAGGCCCGUCCAUCAGUAUUCCGCACCCAUAGCAGCGCCCACACGGAAGGUGCCCAAGGCGGACAAUCCCGGCCAGCCCAGUGGUGGCUACUACCAGAACGAGGAGACUGGCAGCAAUCAGUCCCAGCUGAAGCCCACGGAAACGUCUGUUUCACUCGCCGGCAACCGGUUGAAGGAGGAGCCCCAGGUGCUGCUGCUCAACGAAACGCUGUCCACUGGGACGACGACAACUAUGGCAUCGGUGGAGCCAGCACUAUCAGCACAGACCACCAUGAAUCCGGCCAAGGGGCAGGGACAGGGACAGGGACAGGGACAGGGAGCAGGGCAGCGCACCACCAAACGUCCGCCCUGCCUGAGGAAUCCCGAGUCGCCCAAGUGCAUACGGCAGCGACGGCGGGAGGAGCAGCAGCGGCAGCGGGAGCGGGACGAGUGGUUCCGCGGCCAGUCCGAGUACAUACAGCCACCAUUCCAGCCCUUCAUCCAGACCAUCAACAAUACGCGCCGCUUUGCCGUGUCCAUCGAGAUACCCGACUCCUUCAAAGUCCACUCCUCGGAGGGAUCCGAUGGCAUGCUGCUUUCGCGCGUGGAACGCUCACAGCCCAUGAGCAGUAGCAGUAGCGGUAGCAUUAGUGGUAGCAGUAGCGGUAGCAGUAGCAGUAGCAGCAGCAGCAGCAGCAGUAGUAGCAUCAGUAGUAGUAGAAAAAUCAAGUCAGACUAUAUUAAGGUAUCGAUGGACAAUCCGUCCGUUACGGAUUACUUCAAGCACGAUGUGGUGAUGACCUCGGCCGAUUUGGCCCCCGCCAACGAGCACCAGAAUGUCACAACGAAUGCGAAUGCGAAUGCGUACUUCGAAAGGAUCGAUCUGAAUCCCAGCAACUGUUAUGCCGCCCAUGGCCUGAGCACCAGCCAGAGGAAGCAAUGUGUGAAGCACACCAGCGUGAUGCCGGCCAUCAGCCGCGGGGCACGGGCGGCCAUCCAGGAGUGCCAGUUCCAGUUCAAGAACCGCCGCUGGAACUGCAGCACCACCAACGACGAGACGGUGUUCGGCCCGAUGACCAGCCUGGCUGCCCCCGAGAUGGCCUUCAUCUAUGCGCUGGCCGCGGCCACGGCGACCAGCUUUAUAGCCCGUGCCUGCAGGGAUGGCCAGUUGGCCUCCUGCUCGUGCUCGCGCGGACCGCGACCCAAGCAGCUGCACGACGACUGGAACUGGGGCGGCUGUGGCGACAAUCUGGAGUUUGCCUACAAGUUUGCCACGGACUUCAUCGAUUCGCGGGAGAAGGAGACCAAUCGGGAGACGCGGGGCGUGAAGAGAAAACGGGCACGCGAUGGCCUCAAGAAGAACAAGAACCGUCGUCAGUCGGACGAUCUGGACGGCGGCGUACUCUAUCGCAGCUCGUCGACGGCCAAGGCCAGGAGCCUCAUGAAUUUGCACAACAACGAGGCCGGUCGUCGGGCGGUGAUCAAGAAGACCAGGAUCACGUGCAAGUGCCACGGCGUGUCGGGGUCGUGCAGCCUCAUCACAUGCUGGCAGCAGUUGUCGUCCAUACGGGAGAUCGGUGACUAUCUGAGGGAGAAGUACGAGGAGGCUACGCAGGUGAAGAUCAACAAACGUGGACGGCUCCAGCUGAAGGACCUGCAGUUCCGGGUGCCCACCGCCCACGACCUCAUCUACUUGGACGAGAGCCCCGACUGGUGCCGCUCCAGCCACAUGCUCCACUGGCCGGGAACCCACGGACGCCUCUGCCAGAAGAACUCGUCGGGACUGGAGAGCUGCGCCAUACUCUGCUGCGGACGGGGCUAUAAUACGAAAAACAUUAUUGUUAAGGAACGCUGCAGCUGCAAAUUUCACUGGUGCUGCCAGGUCAAGUGCCAAGUCUGUACAAAGGUACUCGAGGAGCACACAUGUAAAUAGAGCAUAGAGCAUCUAAAAACAAAAAGCGUUAAAACUGAAAUUUCUUAAUGUUUGUGACUAAGCCAUAAAAACAAAAAAAAGCGAA
Drosophila gunungcola (fruit fly) is the source of this 3315-nucleotide messenger RNA. It is a transcript of the gene Wnt5, whose product is annotated as protein Wnt-5. The record is from RefSeq and is a predicted model, not a curated record. Gene Ontology annotation, cellular component: extracellular region. The transcript has a single exon. Gene Ontology annotation, molecular function: frizzled binding; cytokine activity. Gene Ontology annotation, biological process: canonical Wnt signaling pathway; cell fate commitment; multicellular organism development. Bases 501 to 3230 code for a protein of 909 amino acids. Lineage: Eukaryota; Metazoa; Arthropoda; Insecta; Diptera; Drosophilidae.